Messenger RNA from Miscanthus lutarioriparius, 315 nucleotides. The record is from the annotation of a GenBank genome assembly. Lineage: Eukaryota; Viridiplantae; Streptophyta; Magnoliopsida; Poales; Poaceae.
AUGCGGUGGCUCGGCAUCCUCGACCUCGCACACCUCGGCCCGGUCUGCCGCCGCCUCGGGCGGUUGAAGGACGUGGAACCAGUAAGCUAUUGUGAAACUGAGCCAAAGAAAGAGAAACACUCUGAAGAUGGCAAAACAGCAGUAAUAGAGAUAGGAGCCAAGGAAGAAAUAUAUACUGAAGAGCACGACAAGCUCUUGGGUACAUGCAGCACUCCUUGGGCUCUCUUUGUCGAUGGCUAUGGCAAGGAUGGAAAGCGCAUCUAUGAUCAAGUGAGGGGCCAAACCUAUCAUCAGUGCCGAUGUGCAGGAAAGUAA